This is a messenger RNA of Medicago truncatula (barrel medic), 2607 nucleotides long. RefSeq names its product DNA topoisomerase 2. Bases 1 to 2535 code for a protein of 844 amino acids. The record is from RefSeq and is a predicted model, not a curated record. NCBI's taxonomy places the organism in Eukaryota, Viridiplantae, Streptophyta, Magnoliopsida, Fabales, Fabaceae. Gene Ontology annotation, biological process: DNA topological change; resolution of meiotic recombination intermediates; sister chromatid segregation. Gene Ontology annotation, molecular function: DNA binding; ATP binding; DNA topoisomerase type II (double strand cut, ATP-hydrolyzing) activity. Gene Ontology annotation, cellular component: nucleus. The transcript has 15 exons.
AUGGACCGGUUGGAAGUAAACAUUAUUCCUGAGGUUAAUGAGAUUUAUGUUUACAUGAAAGGUGUUCCACUUUUAGGCGAUGAAACAUUUGAUAAUGUAAUCAAAAAGUUUCAUCCCACGAAUCUUUACUCGUCUUAUUGUUAUGUUGAGAUUGCUGAUGGACAGAGGUUUUGGAGUCAGGAGUUCCAUAAUGCUACGCCUGUGGCAACCAAAUGUUUCAACCUUUGUGACAAUGGCAAAUGGACCAAUGUGAUGUUUAAGCCUGACUUGGAUAAGUUUGAUAUGAAGAAUCUUGAAAAGGACGUUAUAGCUUUGAUGAAAAAGCGUGUGUUGGACAUGGCAGUGUGCCUUGGUGAGACUGUUACGGUUGUACUCAACGGCACUGUGAUUCCAGUCAAGUCUUUUAAAGAUUAUGCUAAUUUCUUCUUGGAUCGUGCUAAACCCUUUCCCCUGCCAAGGACUCAUGCCAAAUUAGGUGAUAGGUUGGAGAUUUGCCUGAGUCUAAGUGACGGGAAGUUUCAACAGGUCAGCUUUGUUAACUCCAUUGCUACAAUUAAGGGUGGGACUCAUGUUGAUUACAUCACCAAGCAGAUUACUACCUAUAUAAAGAAGGAAGUAUUGAAGAAGAAGCAUGUCAAUGUGAAUGCUGACACUGUGAAGAAUCAGUUGUGGGUUUUUGUCAAUGCUCUGAUUGACAACCCUGCCUUUAAUUCUCAAACCAAAGAGAUGUUAACCACUAAACCAGCUAGAUUGGGUUUGAAGUUUUUUCCAGGUUCAAUGCUAAAUGAUGUUCAAAAAUCUCAAAUUCUGGACAACCUCCUACCACGGAUACCUUUCAAACACCGAACGCAUGUGGAUGCCAAGUUGGCUGGCAGACCCGACUCUGGCAAAUGUACCUUGAUUUUGACACAGGGACAAUAUGUGAAGGACUUAGCUAUGUCCGGGCUCUCUGCUGUGGUGGAUCCAGACCUCUAUGGUGUGUUUCCAUUGAGCAGCAAAUUGCUCAAUGCGACGAGGGACAGUAGAAAGCUAUUUAAAAAGAAAGAAAUUCAGAAUCUGAUGGCCAUUCUUGGACUUGUGCGAAACAAGAAAUACAGUAAUGCAAAAUGUUUGAGAUAUGGCCAGUUGAUGGUUAUGGCCAAUCAGGAUGAAGAUGGCGCUCACUUUAAAGGACUACUGAUAAACUUCUUUUAUUCAUUCUGGCCAUCACUACUUAAAGUUUCAAAAUUCAUGUCUGUGUUUACCUUUCCCAUUAUAAAGGCUUCUGAUUCAAAGAAGGGGAAGGAGUUAUCAUUUGAUUCUAUGCAGCAAUAUGAAGACUGGAAAAAAGAAUUGGGUAACACUGCAAAUGAUUGGGAGAUAAAGUACUGUCAGGGCUUGAGUUCUGCGCAGGAAGUGCGAGAGUACUUUCAAGAUCUUGGUAAGCACAGGGCAUAUUUUGUUUGGGAUGAUAAAGAUGAAACUUCAAUUAAGCUGGCAUUCAGUAAAAAAGCUGAGGAAUGGGAGGCUUGGAUUGGUAACUCUCAGCCUGGCACUUGUAAUUAUGAAAGAAAAGUUAUAAACUACAGGAAUUUUGUUAAUAAAGAACUUCUACUUGGUCAAAGGAAGACUCUUUUCUGCUCCUUUGAGAUGAAUUUGACCAAACAAACAGAAGUUUGCCGAUUAACUGCUUAUGUGACUGAACAUUCUUAUUGUCACUAUGGUCAACAAAGUAUUGCUAGCACAAUUAUUGGAAUGGCACAGGAUUUUGUGGGCAGCAACAACAUCAAUCUUCUUAUACCUUAUGGUCAAUUUGGCACUCGUGACCUGGGUGGUAAAGACCAUGCAAGUUCCAGAAAGUUAUACAUUAAGCUAAAUUGCGUUACUCGUCUCCUCUUCCCUGUGGAUGAUGAUAAGCUUCUUGAAUACUUGAAUGAGGAUGGGAGGUCCAUUCAACCAAACUGGUACAUACCAAUUAUUCCUCUCGUGCUUGUCAAUGGUUGCCAUGCCAUGGGGACAUGUUUUAGUUCUGAUAUUCCCAAAUAUCAUCCAUAUGAAAUUAUUAAGAAUGUAAGACGUUUCUUGAAUAAUGAGGAAAUGGUGUCAAUGAAACCAUGGUACAAAGGGUUCGGAGGAACCAUUGAGAAAAGUGCCAAGGGAAUAGGCUAUUAUACAGUCGAUGGUUUAGUGGAGAGAAUAAAUGAACAAACUUUCAGAAUCAAAGAGCUUCCUAUUCGAAUGUGGACUGAAGAUUAUAAGAAGUUCCUUGAAAAAAUAACUGCUCGGGGGCUCAUUGAGAGUUUUAGGCAAAAAGGUGAUUAUGAAAUAGUAAACUUUAAAGUCAAUGUGAAGCAAGAAGAAAUAGCUACAAUAGAGAAAGACGAAGAAUUACGCAAGAAGUUUAACCUGACGUGCACUAUUAGCACAAGCAACAUGUAUCUUUUUGAUGCAGAGGGAAAAAUUAAGAAAUAUAACACCCCAGAACAAAUUCUUGAAGAGUUCUGUACACUUCGGCUGAAGUAUUAUGUGAGGAGAAAGGUGAAUUAUUGUUGCUAACAAUUACAUAGAUCUUUCUCUAUAUCAUGUACCUAUUUAUUAAUAUGUAAACUGAAAUGCAAGUUGUGCUUG